UGCUGUCGUCAUCACGUCGGCCGGAGCUAGCGCUGCGUCCUGGGCCACGCCUCCCGGCGCACCGACGCGCCUCUCCGGUUACUAAGCGGCCUUGGAUACCUGGCCGCGGGAUGCUGGGCGGCGUCAGGUGACCGGUGGUCGCUGGGCCUCAGGUAACCAUGGAGAAAGAGCUGCGGAGCACCAUUCUUUUCAAUGCCUACAAAAAGGAGAUAUUUACCACCAACAAUGGCUAUAAAUCCAUGCAGAAAAAACUUCGGAGUAAUUGGAAGAUUCAGAGCUUAAAAGAUGAAAUCACAUCUGAGAAGUUAAAUGGAGUGAAACUGUGGAUUACAGCUGGGCCAAGGGAAAAAUUUACUGCAGCUGAGUUUGAAAUCCUGAAGAAAUAUCUUGACACCGGUGGAGAUGUCUUUGUGAUGCUAGGAGAAGGUGGAGAAUCCAGAUUUGACACCAAUAUUAACUUUUUACUAGAAGAAUAUGGAAUCAUGGUUAAUAAUGAUGCUGUGGUUAGAAAUGUAUAUCACAAAUAUUUCCAUCCUAAAGAAGCUCUAGUUUCCAGUGGAGUCUUGAACAGGGAAAUUAGCCGAGCUGCAGGAAAGGCUGUGCCUGGGAUCAUUGAUGAGGAAAGCAGUGGAAACAAUGCCCAGGCUCUCACCUUUGUGUAUCCUUUUGGUGCCACAUUGAGUGUCAUGAAACCAGCAGUGGCAGUUCUGUCUACAGGUUCUGUCUGCUUCCCACUUAACAGACCCAUUCUGGCUUUCUAUCACUCAAAGAACCAAGGUGGGAAGCUGGCAGUGCUUGGUUCAUGUCACAUGUUCAGUGAUCAAUAUUUGGACAAAGAAGAAAACAGCAAAAUCAUGGAUGUUGUUUUCCAGUGGCUCACGACAGGAGACAUCCACCUAAACCAGAUUGAUGCUGAGGACCCAGAGAUUUCUGACUACAUGAUGCUGCCCUACACAGCCACCCUAUCAAAGCGGAAUCGAGAGUGUCUCCAGGAGAGUGAUGAGAUCCCGAGGGACUUUACCACCCUCUUCGACCUGUCCAUCUUCCAGCUGGAUACCACCUCCUUCCACAGCGUCAUCGAGGCUCACGAGCAGCUAAAUGUGAAACAUGAACCACUCCAGCUCAUCCAGCCUCAGUUUGAGACACCGCUGCCAACCCUUCAGCCUGCGGUUUUUCCUCCCAGUUUCCGGGAGUUACCACCUCCUCCUCUGGAGCUAUUUGAUUUAGAUGAAACGUUCUCCUCUGAGAAGGCACGGCUGGCUCAGAUUACCAAUAAGUGUACUGAAGAAGACCUGGAAUUCUAUGUCAGGAAGUGUGGUGAUAUUCUUGGAGUAACCAGUAAACUACCAAAGGACCAACAGGAUGCCAAACAUAUCCUUGAGCACAUCUUCUUCCAAGUGGUGGAGUUCAAGAAAUUGAACCAGGAACAUGACAUCGAUACAAGUGAAACAGCAUUCCAGAACAAUUUCUGAAGACCAUGCCUCUUGAAGCUUUUUCUGCCUCCUGAUUCUCUCUUUGUAAACUAUUUUCAAAUUGUUUUUCAACUCUUUAUCAAAAUUGUUUAUACACUCCUCCAUGAGCUCUGGAAGGUAUAUGCAUCUUCUGUAAUACUCAGAUAGGUAUAAGAUUUUUCACAAAAUCCUUAUGUAAGAUACAUUCCAUUUUUAAAAAUUAAAUGUAUGGUUGCAUCUGUCUUUUUAUACCCUAUGAAA
This is a messenger RNA of Gorilla gorilla gorilla (western lowland gorilla), 1712 nucleotides long. RefSeq names its product intraflagellar transport 52 (gene IFT52). The transcript is spliced from 14 exons. Gene Ontology annotation, biological process: cilium assembly; intraciliary transport. Bases 159 to 1472 code for a protein of 437 amino acids. Gene Ontology annotation, cellular component: intraciliary transport particle B; cilium; centriole. Lineage: Eukaryota; Metazoa; Chordata; Mammalia; Primates; Hominidae. The record is from RefSeq and is a predicted model, not a curated record.